CCUCCCCUCCUCCACUUCCACUGCCCCGACCCCGCUCACCCGCCCGCACUAUUAAUGUCCCUUCCUCUCCACCAGCCUUCAUUUCCUGUGGCUACUGUUACCUCUUCUGGCUUGCCUGACUCUGGCGUCGUUUUAGAGACCUUCAUUUUUAUAUUUUUCGUAUGGUAAAAUGUAAAUUCCUGCAAUUUUUUUUUUCAAUGAAUUGCACCAAAUAAAAUGACUUGAUUUUGUGUGCGUGUUGCACUUCCUAGGACUGAUUUGUCUUCUCUUCAACUUGAAGCACAGGUUCCUUUACAGACUUUUCUAAAGUGCCCGGUGUCCUCCUGGAAUGAGUCUGGUGCUCAGAAACCUGCAGCGGGCUGUCCCCCUGCGGAGAGUGCCGCUCCGCCAGAGGAUGGAGAUCGUCAGGAGUAUUUUAGGAGUCCAGAAAUUCGACCUGGGGAUCAUCUGUGUUGACAACAAGAGUAUUCAGCACAUCAACAGGAUCUACAGAGAGAAAAACACCCCAACUGAUGUGCUUUCUUUUCCCUUUCAUGAGAAUCUGAAAGCAGGUGAAAUCCCCCAGCCGGAUUUUCCGGAUGACUAUAAUCUGGGGGACAUUUUCCUAGGAGUGGAGUAUAUCUUCCAGCAGUGCAAAGAAAAUGAAGACUACUGUGACAUCCUGACUAUGUACCAGAAGGAGAAGCAGGUUCUCGAGGAGCUGAGCCGGCGCACUGGGGCCAGGCUCCAGCCCCUGAGCAGGGACCUCUUCUGAUGAGCACAGCCCAUGACGCAGCCACCCAGGAGGAUGAAACAAGCGGCCUGGGGGCCUUUAUGUGGGAGCAGAUGGUGGACGGGACAGGCACCCAGCCAGCCAGCCAGCCAGCCAGCCAGCUGGGGCCUCCAUCACCUGAACCUGUCAAGUCAGGAUCCUGACCACACGCAGGGAGUUCCAAGAGGUCAUGGCAGUAACACAGCCUCUCAGAUCCUUUUUGGCCAGAACAACCAGGGAUGCUGCAAGUCUGAGAAUUUGGUUUCCCCUAUGAGUCUAUGUUAGAAACAUGAAAACCAGUGUGUUAGAAACACAUUUCCCACUGGAUUUGUGUCCUGUCUCCGCCUGCACUUCCCCCAGCUCUUGGGGAUAAGGGCUUGAGCCUGUGCUAUCCCUGAGUCACUGUUGGCUGCGCAUGGCCUGCUUGUAAUCACAAAGCUCUUGGCUCCGAAAUCCUUUUUAAGAGACUGAAAGGGUCCUGAGACCUGCUGGUCUUGUCCCUCCAUGUGCCCUCAUGAGCACCAGGUACCCCCAAGGGGCUUUCCACGUGACUCCCAUGUGACCCCAUGUGAUUCCCCCUGCUCAGGAGGUGUACUGAACUGAGUUUUUCCAGUUUACCACAUCACCCAAACACAGUGGACUUGUCAGAUGUCUUCCCUCUGUUAAUAAUGUUGAGAAAUAAAACCGAAGCCAUGUUAGAAAAAAUAAUGUGAAAAUA
Molecule: messenger RNA, 1469 nt
Organism: Myotis davidii
Lineage: Eukaryota; Metazoa; Chordata; Mammalia; Chiroptera; Vespertilionidae
Gene: YBEY
Product: ybeY metallopeptidase (putative)
Exons: 4
Coding region: 329-754 (141 amino acids)
Biological process (GO): rRNA processing
Molecular function (GO): metalloendopeptidase activity
Source: RefSeq, a predicted model, not a curated record